Carassius carassius (crucian carp) is the source of this 946-nucleotide messenger RNA. Its product is annotated as ubiquinone biosynthesis protein COQ4 homolog, mitochondrial-like. NCBI's taxonomy places the organism in Eukaryota, Metazoa, Chordata, Actinopteri, Cypriniformes, Cyprinidae. The transcript has 7 exons. Bases 60 to 896 code for a protein of 278 amino acids. Gene Ontology annotation, biological process: ubiquinone biosynthetic process. Gene Ontology annotation, cellular component: mitochondrion; mitochondrial inner membrane. The record is from RefSeq and is a predicted model, not a curated record.
AAACAGCUUGCCAUACAUGCUGUGUCAUCUACCCCACGUGCAGUGCCCUGUAAUCCAUUAUGCGUGGUCUGUCUGGUGCUCUUAGUUUUUUAAAAACCUCUCGCGGAUAUUAUUGUCGACGUUCAUAUGGAGUACUCACCGGACAGCAGCACACAAGCUCAGAUUCAAAGCAGUAUGAUGGACGGUUUUAUCCAAGUCAUAUCCCAACAAGUUCUGUUCAGAAGGCUGUUUUGGCUUUAGGUUCUGGUGUCGUUGCUCUGAAGAACCCCUACAGACAUGAUAUGGUUGCGGUGCUUGGGGAAACCACAGGGCACCAGGCCCUGAUCAAGUUAAGGAAUCGGAUGAGAAAUGACCCAGAGGGUUGCACUAUUCUCAAAGAGCGUCCAAGAAUCCGUAUGUCUACUUUAGACCUCACUCGAAUGUCUGCUUUGCCAGAUGGGACUUUAGGAAGAGAGUAUCUCCGUUUCCUAGAAGAAAAUAGAGUCACCCCUGACUCAAGAGCUGAUGUAAAGUUUGUAGACGAUGAGGAGCUAGCAUAUGUCAUGCAACGAUAUCGUGAGGUCCAUGACCUUUUGCAUACCUUGCUUAAUAUGCCAACCAAUAUGCUAGGUGAGGUUGUUGUGAAAUUGUUUGAAGCUGCACAGACUGGUCUGCCCAUGUGUGUUCUGGGUGCAAUGUUUGGACCCCUCCGUCUGUCUGUCAGUCGUCUACAGUUGCUGGUUCAGUCUCUGGGACCAUGGGCUCUGCACAAUGGUGGUCGUGCCCGAUGUGUUCUGAGCAUGUUCUAUGAACGGCGCUGGGAGCAGAACCUUGAUAAAUUGAGACAUGAGCUGAACAUUGAGCCACCACCUGUCAAUCUGAUCUUAUCCAUCAAGAAUACAUAUUCAAACUCGUAGUACGCUCACCUGUCUAACUGAUGAAAAUUUUAGCUUGUGGGAAAUCAACA